This is a messenger RNA of Lates calcarifer (barramundi perch), 3954 nucleotides long. It is a transcript of the gene nf2a, whose product is annotated as NF2, moesin-ezrin-radixin like (MERLIN) tumor suppressor a. The transcript has 16 exons. NCBI's taxonomy places the organism in Eukaryota, Metazoa, Chordata, Actinopteri, Centropomidae. Gene Ontology annotation, biological process: regulation of cell shape; regulation of gliogenesis; regulation of organelle assembly. The coding region runs from base 617 to 2392 and encodes 591 amino acids. Gene Ontology annotation, cellular component: apical part of cell; plasma membrane; filopodium. Gene Ontology annotation, molecular function: actin binding; cell adhesion molecule binding. The record is from RefSeq and is a predicted model, not a curated record.
CUUUUAGGAUACGAUAGCUAACAAAAUAGUUAGCUGCAGUUAGCUAAAGCUCCCUCUAAACAGUGUGUAUGUAACAACCAGAAGUGUGUAUAACUCUCCAAAUGGGAUCUGUGGGAUUCAUAAUUUCUUGGACGCGUAUCUGUAAUCGCUAAAGGCUUUCACGGUAUAGAGAUGUAUAGCCUUAGCGCAAGACAGGGGCUAGUAUUGGGUAUGUAAUGGUAGUUAGCUAACUUAGUUUCUAUUUAACCUAGCGUUAACGUUAGCAGUAACCAUAGGACAGUACACUGUAUUGACCAACUCAUGCGAAAUGUAUUUGGAAGCAUUUUAACUUGAAAUUAUUAAAACUACCAUACGUACGUAGUGUGUAUGAUACAUUCAUUACCCAAUAUAAUGUCAGUAAAAGCAUUCUAUAUAAACUUUGCUGGAAGUUGUUUUUAAGUAUCCACAGAUAGGUUAACGAGCUAAGGUAUUCUAAAGCUGGAUAUAAGUAUGCCAAGUGACUUAUCUUUAGUCUCCACCAAAGAAUACAAAAGAUGUAAUGCCUUUAUAGGUUGCUUAGUUUGGGCGAAUUAACGACUUUGAAUGACUGAAUAGUUUAGCUGAUGAGCUAUUCACCAUGGCAAGUGCCUUAGCAGCGAAGAUGGGAUUUAACUCACUAAUGAGGAAACAAGCCAGGAACUUCAACGUCAGGAUCUGCACCAUGGAGUCAGACAUGGAGUUCAGUUGCGAGGUCAAGUGGAAGGGAAAAGACCUGUUUGAUUUGGUAUGUCGAGCUCUGGGCCUGAGGGAGACAUGGUUCUUUGGGCUCCAGUACAACAUCAAGGACACAGUUGCUUGGCUGAAGAUGGAAAAGAGGGUUCUGGAUCAGGAGGUACCAAAGGAGGAACCAAUCACCUUCCACUUCCUGGCCAAGUUUUACCCUGAAAAUGCUGAGGAGGAGCUAGUGCAAGAUAUCACACAGCAUCUCUUCUUCCUACAAGUGAAGAGGAAGAUCCUUGAGGAGGAGAUUCACUGUCCACCUGAGGCCUCUGUGCUGCUGGCCUCCUACGCUGUCCAUGCAAAGUACGGAGACUAUGACCCUAAUGUUCACAAACCUGGCUUCUUGGCUGAGGAGGAGCUGCUGCCAAAGAGGGUGAUUAACUUAUACCAGAUGACUGCAGAGAUGUGGGAGGAGAGGAUCACAGCGUGUUAUGCGGAGCACAGGGGCAGGACGAGGGAUGAAGCCGAGAUGGAGUAUUUAAAAAUAGCUCAGGACCUGGACAUGUACGGCGUCAAUUACUUUUUAAUCAGGAAUAAAAAGGGAACAGAUCUUCUUCUGGGAGUGGACGCCCUGGGUCUGCACAUCUACGAGCCGGAUAACAGGCUGACACCCAAGUGCUCCUUCCCCUGGAAUGAGAUCCGCAACAUCUCCUACAGCGACAAGGAGUUUACCAUCAAACCUCUGGACAAAAAAACCAAUGUUUUCAAGUUCAACUCUUCACGGCUGAGAGUCAACAAGUUGAUCCUUCAGCUGUGUAUAGGGAACCAUGACCUGUUUAUACGUCGGCGGCGGGUGGACUCGCUUGAAGUGCAGCAGAUGAAGGCCCAGGCCAGAGAGGAGAGGGCCAGAAAGCAGGUGGAGAGGCAGCGUCUGCAAAGGGAGAAGCAGCUACGAGAGGAGGCAGAGAGAGCCAGGGACGAGCUGGAGAGGAGGCUGAUUCAGCUGCAGGAUGAGGCUCACAUGGCCAAUGAGGCCCUGCUGCGUUCGGAGCAGACGGCGGACCUGCUGGCUGAAAAGGCCCAGAUCGCGGAGGAGGAGGCCAAGCUGCUGGCCCAGAAAGCUGCCGAGGCUGAGACAGAGAUGCAGCGCAUCAAAGUGACUGCCAUCCGUGGCCAGGAGGAGCGGCGGCUCAUGGAGCAGAAGAUGCUGGAGGCAGAGAUGCUGGCUCUCAAGAUGGCCGAGGAGUCAGAGAGGAGGGCCAAGGAGGCUGAGCAGCUGAAACAGGACCUGCAGGAAGCCAGGGAGUCGGAGCGCAGGGCAAAGCACAAGCUGCUAGAGAUUACCAGCAAGGCUGUCUAUACGUCCCCUGGACUCCCACCUGACAGCAUGCCUCCCGACCUGAGCUUCAGCAGGGAGAACCUCAGCUUUGACUUUAAAGAUACUGACAUGAAACGUCUCUCCAUGGAGAUCGAAAAAGAGAAGGUUGAGUACAUGGAGAAGAGCAAGCACCUGCAGGAGCAGCUGAAUGAGCUGAAGACAGAGAUUGAAAGUCUAAAGCUGAAAGACAGAGAGACUCCUCUGGACAUUAUUCAUAACCAGAACACAGAGCAGGGGACCAGCAAGCACAGCAACUUUAAAAAGCUAACACUACAGAGCACCAAGUCCAGAGUGGCCUUCUUUGAGGAACUUUAAACUACAUACCGGUAAAAGCCAGGAUGCACAACUGCAAAGAACCUCAUGUUUCUACAUUCCUGGUCAGUGUAAAUAACUGACAACACUAUAAGGGCUUAUAUCCCACUUCCUGUGAACCACUAUGAAACACUACAAAAAAAAAAAUGACCACUGCCCUGAUCUGCACCAACUCCAGGGGCCUCAUGUGUACACACAAACAAGGAUGUGAGCGAAAUAUUCCUGCACUAAAUCUGGGAUUCAUAAAAAACUGAGUGUGUGUUUACAGUGAGUGUGUGAAAUGCAGCACAUUCCCCUCGAAUAUUUUGAAGUGAAUUUGAGUGUGGGUUUUAUUAGUGUCAAAGAAUAAAGGUUGACAAUGCAAAAAAGGAAAAAUAAAGUAGUGUAAUAUGAUCUCUGACGGCUCCCGUUCCACUGUGGGUUUAAUGAGACAGUAUUCAUGGAGUUUAGAAUGAAUUACAUCAUGUCCAAAUGGGGUGACCUACAUUAGCUGAUUGCCUAACUGUUUUGAAAUUCAGACAGAAACAAACCACUAAGGGAUAAAGUUGAACAAGAGAAUGAAUGAUCAAAUGGCUGAUGUGUCACCCAUACCCUGACCCAAAUAAUUGAUAUAGUCAUAUACAUGUAUGUUAGACUUCCUUCUGUUUAAACACUAUUCAUUUUAUUCAUAAUGCCAACAAAUUCCUCCAUAUAAUAUAUUCUUUCUUUGCUUAAUAACUUCAUGUUGCCUUAGUUUUCUUGAUUCAGUGUAAUGGUUAAAUAAAAAAAAUGAAUGUUCAAGCAGAAAAUACAGGGCAUUUCUCUGCCAUACAUUUAAAGAGCCAUUUAUUGCUAAUAGUGGGAGUUGAUGGACUGUGGUGGAUAUUAAAGUUGUUCUCAACACGAAAAUCCACUUCUGUGAUUUACAUCAAAGAAUUAGCCUCACUUGUGUUGUGGGAGCAGUGUUUUUUUUUUUUUUUUGUCUCAGAAUCUGUGUCCAUGUUUGUGCCUUUAUGCAACUUUUUUGUGGUGAAUGUAGACACAGUGUUAUAACAUGAAGCCCUAGGACUUAUGUUUACAUCUUGUACAUACAGAGAAGUCAUGUUACAUCUCUCUGGCUGCCUCCAGGAGUUGAUUAGGGUGUCCUUAAAGCAAGGCACCGAGUGCACUAUGCUCUGCUCUUGAAAAUGAAGAGAUGAUCAUUUGUACUAGGUGGUUCUUAGAAUCUGAACUGGAUGAAGGAACUGUGAUUUUUAGAUGUGAGCUUCUGUCACAUCUAUCAUCUAUCUCAGUUUUUUUCUUUUUUUUUGUGAAGACAACCACUUUUUCAAAACAUGAAUUUGCAUCUAUUUUGAAUUAAUGUGUCUUUUUGAAUUAAUGUUCUCUUUCCCUCUGAAAGCAAUUUAUUUUGGUGAAUUAUAAUGUGAAGAAAAUAUUUUUUUUCUUCCUCCUGUCUGCAUUUAACAAGGAUAGAAGGCAGUAUUUAAAAUGAAACUUGUGGUGAAGUUACAGUACCUAUAUUUCUAGAUAUACAUUGUAACUGAUAUGUAUGUUUUUCCUGUAAAAUAAAUGAAUAUCAGGUCUCA